AUGUCUUUAGGCAAAUAUCUUGCCCUUGAUAAAUUAUCCAAUUUCUUCAACAUUAUUAAACAAAAUGGUGGAAUAAGGGCAUCUUUGUACAAGAUGUACAGGCAGGAUGAGUUGAAAGAUGGAGUUCUUGUAGGCGAGGAUAAGUUUGGCAACAAGUAUUAUGAGAAUCCUCGUUAUUUCUAUGGUAGCAAUCGAUGGGUUGAAUAUUCCGACAAAUAUAACAUGGACUAUGAUGGUAGCCAGGUCCCAGCUGAAUGGUUUGGAUGGCUUCAUUAUAAAACAGAUCUGCCCCCACAUAUGGACCCCAGCCGACCCAAAUACAAGUGGAUGAUAGAAUUCACGGAGAAUAUGUCCGGAACGACUGGGCAGUACACUCCUUACAGUACUACGAGGCCCAAGGUUGAGCCCUGGAUUCCCAAACGUAAAAGCAAUGCUUAA
This is a messenger RNA of Parnassius mnemosyne (clouded apollo), 438 nucleotides long. Lineage: Eukaryota; Metazoa; Arthropoda; Insecta; Lepidoptera; Papilionidae. The record is from the annotation of a GenBank genome assembly.